Prunus armeniaca (apricot) is the source of this 747-nucleotide messenger RNA. The record is from the annotation of a GenBank genome assembly. Lineage: Eukaryota; Viridiplantae; Streptophyta; Magnoliopsida; Rosales; Rosaceae.
AUGGCUAAGUACUUCAAUUCUAAGCGUGGUCCAGCCACCCCGGCACGUAACACUUUCGCUGAUCCCCCACCUGCUUCAGUACCUGCCCCAGCCCCACUUCAGCAUUCUACUCCCGCCCUAAGUACCCAGGGUACCCCACACCCAAAAAGGAAGGAUAACUACCAGCAUACCUUCAGCAAUAGCAAGCGUGGUCAACAUGGCAACCACCACCAGUCUAGUGGAAGCAACCCUCCCAAAACAGGUGAUCGAGCGCCACUCCCCUUCACACCCAAGCCUAGGUUCGAGGUCUUCACCACCCUCAACACCACCUACAAGAAUGUCCUAGUGCACGAGGCACCUAUCAUACCCAAGCCUCCCUCCCGGAGACCAGGCAGCAAGCCUAUGCCCAACACGGGUGUCUUCUGUCGCUUUCAUCAGUUCGGUGGCCACGAUACCGAAUCUUGUGUUUCCUUGCACAACAUCAUUGAAGGCCUCAUCCGUGAGGGCAAGCUGGACAAAUGUGUGCACCAUCUCCCACCCCCUCCACCUAACCCUCACCAACGGCAGAUCAACAUGAUCUCAACCAUCAGUGGUGGUCCUACCUUGGCUGGAACCUCCAACAACUCUAUCAAACAUUAUGUCCGCUCCACUUAUGCGCACCAGGUCUUCAGCACUGAGCAGGGACGCCUUUCGAAGAUGCAAAAAUCAGGCUGGGCCCCCCAUUACCUUCUGAGAGGAGGAGGAGCGUGGUAUUAUUCUCCCCCAUGA